AUGGCCGCCUCUCGUCGUCUGCUCGGCUCGCUGUGUUCCCGCCGCGCCUAUUCGUCCCAGGCUCCACGCGCGCGACUCAAUCUCCCCGUCGACUAUAAAGCAACGCCCCUUCUUCACCACUCGCCCUCAACCCUGCCGACUAACUCAGAGCUACCCCAGAAUGCUCCCACGAAGCGAGUGAACCUCUACCAGUCCAUCAACUCUGCUCUCCGCACGGCGCUCGCGGCCGACGAAAGGGUGCUCUUGUUUGGCGAGGAUGUCGCGUUUGGCGGUGUGUUUCGAUGCUCGGUGGACUUGCAGACGGAGUUUGGGUCAGACCGGGUCUUUAAUAGUCCUCUCACCGAGCAAGGUAUUAUAGGCUUUGGUAUUGGUGCUGCCGCAGAGGGCUUCAAGCCCGUGGCUGAGAUCCAGUUUGCCGACUAUGUGUUCCCGGCGUUCGAUCAAUUAGUAAACGAAGCCGCCAAAUUCCGCUAUAGAGAGGGUGCUACAGGAGGAAAUAUUGGAGGUCUGGUUGUUCGAAUGCCCUGUGGAGGAGUUGGACAUGGUGCCCUGUAUCACUCCCAGUCUCCAGAAUCAUUAUUCACACACAUCCCUGGAUUGAGAGUUGUUAUCCCCAGAUCCCCCACUCAAGCAAAGGGUCUUUUAUUAAACGCAAUCCUCAACUGCAACGAUCCCGUCGUUUUCAUGGAACCCAAGAUUCUCUACCGAGCAGCCGUUGAACAUGUGCCGACUGAGUCUUACUAUCUGCCAUUAGAUAAAGCAGAUAUCGUCAAACCCGGCAGUGACCUCACCAUCAUUUCCUAUGGACAGCCAUUAUAUCUCUGCUCCGAUGCUAUUGCUAAGGCGGAGAAGGAUUUUGGCGCGAGUAUUGAACUGAUUGACUUGCGGGCAAUUUACCCGUGGGAUCGUGAGACCGUACUUGAAAGCGUUCGUAAGACUGGCCGUGCCAUUAUUGUCCACGAAAGCAUGACAAAUGCUGGUGUGGGCGCCGAGGUCGCUGCCGCAAUUCAGGAGGGAGCAUUCUUAAGCUUAGAAGCCCCUGUGAAGAGAGUGGCUGGCUGGAGCACACACUGUGGUCUAGUGUAUGAGAAGUUCAACCUGCCGGAUGUUGCCAGAAUAUAUGAUGCUAUUAAACAAACGCUUCAUUAUUAA
This is a messenger RNA of Ophidiomyces ophidiicola, 1152 nucleotides long. RefSeq lists its product as uncharacterized. The transcript has 3 exons. Gene Ontology annotation, molecular function: catalytic activity. The coding region runs from base 1 to 1152 and encodes 383 amino acids. Gene Ontology annotation, biological process: branched-chain amino acid catabolic process; response to nutrient. The record is from RefSeq and is a predicted model, not a curated record. Lineage: Eukaryota; Fungi; Ascomycota; Eurotiomycetes; Onygenales; Onygenaceae.